CAUAAUUCACACAAAAAGAAGAGGUUCUGUCUUUUCCUAUACCCUGUGUGUAAUGCUGUGGUAUUAGUAUUACUACUAUUUUAUUUUCUCUAUAAGAUCUUUUGGUAUUUUUCUCUCUACAUCUUCCAAGUCCUGUUCAGGGGCUGACACACAUAAAACACACAGAGAGAGACUACCUAACACACUACAGUGUCCAGUUGUUAAAUAAAAAUACACACACACACACAAACAGAAUCAAGUUGGUGUUUUUUUUGCUUACAACAAAGGUUAAGAGGGACUCUCUCUCACAAAGAUAGCUUAGUUUUCUUCUUCUUCUUUAACCUUCUUGUUGUGCGGGCAUUCAUGAUCUCGGCCUCACAUACACAUUACAUGAAGAUUCUCUUUCUGGGUCUUGACAAUGACAACCGUAGAGAAAUCCCUUGUUAUUAAUGUGGAGGAAUGUGGGCUCCGCCGGAGCUCCGGCACCGGCAUUAACGUGUACUCAGACUCCGGAGACAGGUCAGAUGAGGAUCAGAGACGUUCAAUUGGGUCUGAGACUGAGAUUGUUGGAGUUUCUGAUAAGGAGAGGGAAUCCUCUGUGUCAGAGUGUUCUGUGGAGGUGGAUCUGGAAUGUGGGGUGGCUGAGGAUAAGUUACAUUUGGCAAAAGUUGAGAGGGACUGCAGGAUUUGCCAUCUGAGCAUAGAUGCAGCCAAUCCUGAAUCUGGGUUUCCCAUUGAAUUGGGGUGUUCAUGUAAGGAUGAUUUAGCUGCUGCACACAAGCAAUGUGCUGAGGCUUGGUUCAAGAUCAAGGGAAACAAGACCUGUGAGAUCUGUGGAUCAGUUGCACGCAAUGUUGCUGGUGUAAAUGAGGCCGAGUUGGAGCAAUGGACUGAGACAAAUGAUGCUGCAGCAGCAGUAGCACCUGCACCUGUGCACCUUGCAGAGACUCAAAACUGCUGGCAGGGACACCGGUUUCUGAAUUUCCUGCUUGCUUGUAUGGUAUUUGCCUUUGUCAUCUCAUGGCUCUUCCAUUUCAAUGUACCCUCAUGAAAUCCUAUGGCAAGAAAUAUUGCAUUUCGCCUGGGUUGAUGAUUGAGAAGGAGUAAACAAACCCUUAUGUCUCUCUUAGCACUUCGCAAAGGUACAUCCUCAGUACCCAUAUCUCCAUACUUGCCUGGAGUUGGUAUUUCUGUAUCUGCUUGAUGUUUAUAGUAAUAGUAAAAGCAGAGCUUUAUUGGGCUGUUGUGUAAUCUAUGUUGUAUAACCCAAAAUAGUAUCAUAUUACUGUUGUAACCUUAUUGGCUUUGUUACAUUUGAAUCACAAUGUAGUCCUCUCAGUCUUUCACCUCU
Messenger RNA from Quercus robur (English oak), 1330 nucleotides. RefSeq lists its product as uncharacterized. The coding region runs from base 398 to 1030 and encodes 210 amino acids. The record is from RefSeq and is a predicted model, not a curated record. The transcript has 2 exons. NCBI's taxonomy places the organism in Eukaryota, Viridiplantae, Streptophyta, Magnoliopsida, Fagales, Fagaceae. Gene Ontology annotation, molecular function: zinc ion binding.